AGGGAGGUGAGGGGUUUGGCGCCAGGACCGCAGGGGUGUAGAAAGUGUAGGGGCCGCGGCGGGCUGGUGGGAGGCGGCUGGAGCGCAGGUGGUGGUGCCCGCGGCUCUAUGUAGCUCCUUUAGGGUGGACGCCUGGCCGAUCUCACCGCCGGCGUCCCCAGCAUGCGUAGGCACCCAGAGAGCGGCGGCGGGCGCCGGGCCUAGGGAUGAUCUUCCCUGUUGCCCGCUACUCGCCCCGGUGGCUGCAACGGCUCGGAAACCGAGCCUUGUCCCGCGCCGCCAUGGAAGUGGCCUUCCGAGGCGUACGGAAAAUCCUCUGUGUGGCGGAGAAAAAUGACGCGGCCAAGGGGAUCGCCGACCUGCUGUCCAAUGGUCGCAUGAGGCGGAGGGAAGGACUUUCAAAAUUUAACAAAAUAUAUGAAUUUGAUUAUCAUAUUUAUGGCCAGAAUGUUACCAUGAUAAUGACUUCAGUUUCUGGACAUUUGCUGGCUCAUGAUUUCCAGAUGCGGUAUCGCAAAUGGCAGAGCUGCAAUCCCCUUGUCCUCUUUGAAGCAGAAAUUGAAAAGUACUGCCCAGAGAAUUUUGUAGAUAUCAAGAAAACUCUGGAACGAGAGACGCAGCAAUGCCAGGUCCUGGUGAUCUGGACUGAUUGUGAUAGAGAAGGUGAAAAUAUUGGAUUUGAGGUUAUCCAUGUGUGCAAGGCUGUAAAGCCCAGUCUGCAGGUGUUGAGAGCCCGUUUCUCUGAGAUUACCCCCCGAGCCGUCAGGACGGCCUGUGAAAACCUCACUGAGCCUGAUCAGAGAGUGAGCGAUGCUGUGGACGUGAGGCAGGAGCUGGACCUGAGAAUUGGAGCUGCCUUUACUAGGUUUCAGACCCUGAGGCUUCAGAAGAUUUUUCCUGAGGUGCUGGCAGAGCAGCUGAUCAGUUAUGGCAGCUGCCAGUUUCCAACACUGGGGUUCGUGGUGGAGAGGUUCAAAGCCAUUCAGGCUUUUGUCCCAGAAAUCUUCCACAAAAUUAAAGUAAGCCAUAACCACAAAGAUGGCAUCGUAGAAUUCAAUUGGAAAAGGCAUCGUCUCUUUAACCACACAGCUUGUCUUGUCCUCUAUCAGAUGUGUAUGGAGGAUCCCAUGGCAACUGUGGUCGAGGUCAAGUCCAAGCCAAAGAGCAAGUGGAGACCUCAAGCUUUGGACACUGUGGAGCUUGAAAAGCUGGCCUCUCGAAAGUUGAAGAUAAAUGCUAAAGAAACCAUGAGGAUUGCUGAGAAACUCUACACUCAAGGGUACAUCAGCUAUCCCCGAACUGAAACAAACAUUUUUCCCAAAGACUUAAACCUGUCAAUGCUGGUGGAGCAGCAGACCCCGGAUCCACGCUGGGGGGCUUUUGCCCAGAGCAUUCUAGAGCGGGGUGGCCCUACCCCACGCAACGGGAACAAGUCUGACCAAGCCCACCCUCCCAUCCACCCCACUAAGUACACCAGCAACUUGCAGGGAGAUGAGCAGCGACUCUAUGAGUUUAUUGUUCGCCAUUUCCUAGCUUGUUGCUCCCAGGAUGCCCAGGGGCAGGAGACCACUGUGGAGAUUGACAUUGCUCAGGAACGCUUUGUGGCCCAUGGCCUCAUGAUUCUGGCGCGAAACUAUUUGGAUGUGUAUCCGUAUGAUCACUGGAGCGACAAGAUUCUUCCCAUCUAUGAGCAAGGCUUCCGCUUUCAGCCCAGCACUGUGGAGAUGGUGGAUGGGGAAACCAGUCCACCCCAGCUGCUCACGGAGGCAGACCUCAUUGCCCUCAUGGAAAAGCACGGCAUUGGUACCGACGCCACUCACGCAGAGCACAUAGAGACCAUCAAAGCUCGGAUGUAUGUUGGGCUUACCCCAGACAAGCGGUUUCUUCCUGGGCACCUGGGCAUGGGACUUGUGGAAGGCUACGAUUCCAUGGGCUAUGAGAUGUCCAAACCUGACCUGCGGGCUGAACUGGAGGCUGAUCUGAAAUUGAUCUGUGAGGGGAAGAAGGACAAACUCGUGGUUCUAAAGCAGCAGGUCCAGAAAUACAAGCAGGUCUUCAUUGAAGCAGUGGCUAAAGCAAAGAAAUUGGACGAGGCCUUGUCCCAGUACUUUGGGGAAGCGGCAGAGAUGGCCCCGCAAGAAGCUAUCUAUCCAGCCAUGCCAGAGCCUGUCAGAAAGUGCCCACAGUGCAACAAGGACAUGGUCCUCAAAACCAAGAAGAGUGGCGGGUUCUACCUCAGCUGCACGGGUUUCCCAGAAUGUCGAACGGCUGUGUGGUUCCCUGACUCUCUCCUGGAGGCCAGCAGGGACGGCAGUGUGUGUCCAGUUUGCGAGCCACACCCUGUCUACAGGUUAAAGUUGAAGUUUAAACAUGGUAGCCUUCCCCCAACCAUGCCUCUGGAGUUUGUUGGCUGCAUUGGUGGAUGUGAUGAGACCUUGAGGGAGAUCUUGGACCUGAGAUUUUCACGGGGGCCCCCUAGAGCCAGCCAGCCAACCAACCAGCCUCCCGGAUACCUGCAAGCUAGCCAGUCUCUAAACAGAAUGGACAGCAACCAGCAUGGCCACCCCCAGCCUUCUGAAAACAGCCAUCCUAGACCCUCAAAGGCUCUUACCCAGGCCUUACCACCGCCCACUGCCGCUGGUGAAAACAAUUCUGUGACCUGCAACUGUGGCCAGGAGGCCGUGCUGCUCACUGUCCGGAAGGAGGGUCCCAACCAGGGCCGACAGUUCUACAAAUGCAAUGGUGGCAGUUGCAACUUCUUCCUAUGGGCUGAUAGCCCCCAUCCAACCUCUGGAGGGGCUCCUUCCUUGGCAACAAGACCCAUGGGUGGCUCACUGGGACUCCCCGUAGGCUCACGGACCCACCCGGGUGGAUUUGGCAGCUCUGGUGAUAAUGGUGGUGGCACAUCCUGCCUGUGUAGCCAGCCGGCUGUCAUGCGCACCGUGCAGAAGGAUGGGCCCAACAGAGGACGCCAGUUCCACACGUGCGCCAAGCCAAGAGAGCAGCAGUGCGGCUUCUUUCAGUGGGUGGACGAGAACGUGGCCCCAGUGGAUUUUGGAGCCCUGCCCUGGCCAGGAGGCAGAGGAAGAACUGGGGGGCCAGAGGCCAGAAGCAAACGAACCCGGGCCAGCUCUUCAGACACAGAGUCCACAGCCAAGAGACCCCGGAAAUGCAGCCUGUGCCACCAGCCUGGGCAUACCCGUCCCUUCUGUCCUCAGAGCAGAUGAGGACGGGGUAGGAGGUUUUCCCCUUUUGCCUCAGAAAUUAGUUACUUUCACCGAGACUAGGGGGCCCUUCACUGCCCCAAGGAUUUAAGAAAAGUGGCAGGUUUUGGAGUCUGGCCUGUGUUAGAGAGUUAAGGUCCAGCCUGCUCUCUUGACAAGUCCACCUCUGGAUGGGGUUCAGUGCCCAAUGGGGCCACUGGUGAGAAGUCAUGGGAGUGCCUCUCUGAUCCCUCAGGGGGUAUCACUGUCAGACAGCAGCUAAGGCCUAAGAAAAUGCCCUCCAGGGGCCUGCGCUGGGCAGCCUGGAAGUUGCUUCUUAGCACAGACAACACAAGAAAGGAAAAUAUAAUGCAAGGAAGUGACUCUUCCAAAAUUGGCUCUACUGAAGACGCUUUAUUGCUCUUUAUCUAGAAGCCACUGUGACCAGGACAGCCCGGCUUGUGUGCCUUAAUAAAGAAUUCUACUCCUUUACUCUGGUGGUUUUGGCACCGUGUCUGGGGAACAUUGGCAGGAGCAGCCAGUGCUUGAGGCACCACCGGCUGACCACUGGCCCUCAGGGUCUCCCUUGCCAGCCCCAGUCCUGCCUCCUCAUCCACGUGGUAAACAGCCCAGCUUCUCCUGGCCCUACAGCUUGUCCCACAGAGCAGAGCAUGCACUGAUGGGAGAUUCACACCACUGUUCACCUGCCACACUUCCAGAGGUUGCAACUCCUAUUUGCCUUCACAAAAACCUUGUAAUGUUUAAUCAUAUUGGCUCUAUUUGAUGUCAAGAAAAUAAAGAGGCAUGGAUUGGCCCGAGUCGCAUUGCCAGUUGGUGAAGAGGUGAUCUGCCCUCCGGUCUUGGGAUUCCUGUCCUGGACCCUUUGGUGUGACCAGUGGCCCCGCCUGGGCUGGAGGGCAAGAUUCAGGGCACAUGGGUGUGUUUAUGCCCUGCAUUGUGGGUUCCCCCUGCCAGACCUUGGCAACCCUACAUCUACAUUCUCUCUGGUUUUGCCUAUUCUUAUGAGGCUUAGGUUAGGUGAUCUUUUGUGUCUGGCUUCUUUCAUUUAGCAUAUUAUUUGCAAGGUUCAUCUACAUUUAGCAUGUGUCAGUAGAGUAGGGUAUUCGUGGGGGCACCCCAGCCCCCCACUGGAUGCCUGAAACUGCAGACAGUACUGACCCUAUUCAUGCUGUGAUUCUUUUCCUGUAUGUGCCUAUCUAUGAUAAAGUUUAAUUUUUAAAUUGGGCACAGUAGGAGGUCAAUAAUAACUAAUAAUAAAAUAGAAAAAUUAUAACUAUAUACUCUAAUAAAAGUUAUGUGAGUGAGAUCUCUCUCAAAAUAUCUUGUAUAUAUUUUUUCAUGCUAUGGUUGACCACAGGUAACUGAAACCGAGGAAGGCAAAACUACAGAUAAGGGGGUGGCAACUGCACUGGGUUUUUAGGGUCAAAUAAUACUCCAUGGCAGUUGUUUCCACCCCGUGGCGGCUGUGAAUGCUGCUGCUGUGAACAUGUGUGUGCGAGUAUUUGGACUCCUGUUUUAAAUUAUUCUGGGCACAUUACUAGGAGUGGAGUUGCUGGGUCACAGGAUAUUUCUGUUUUAAGUUUUUGAGGGACUGCUGACCAGCAGCUGCACCAUUUUACAUUCCCACCAGCAACACACAAGGGUUCCUGUUUUCCUGUACCCUUGCCAGCACUUAUGUUUUGAAAAAAAACUUUAACCAUCCUCAGGGGUGUGAAAUAGCAUCUCAUUGUAGUUUUAAUUUGCAUUUCCCUGAUGAAAAAUGAUGUUGAGUGGCUUCUCAUUUGUAUAUCGGCCAUUGAUGUGUCUUUUUGGAGAAAUGUCUAUUCCAGUCCUUUGCCCAUUUUGUAGUUGGAUUGCUGGUCUUGUGGUCGGUGAGUUGCAGUUCUUCAUAGAACCUCGGUACUAGAUGCAUUUGUGGGUUUUGAUCUGUGCACAGGUAACGUGUGUGCUGAGACCGAGAUCGGCUGGGUGGAUGGGAUGGAGGCCAGCCCUAGCUCAGGUCCAGACUCCAUCACCAGACUGCUGAGCCUGCACAGCCUUGUCUACGAUAGGGAGUUAUUUAGCUGAAGCUUUUUGGUGGAGUGUUGUAGUCACACCCAGUUGCAGUGAGAACUUCACAAAACCUCUGAGGGAAUUUCCAAGUCUCAAUGGCCCCUCAGGCUCACCUCAUUCAGUGCAGUGAGAAACGGAUCCUUCCCACCUGGCAGUGACUGGGAAGGACUGAACCCCCCAUAUACUGAACUCCAUCUGCAGCAUAUGUAGCGCCAGACAGUGGCAGAAAUGAGCUCUACUUGCUGAGCCCAUACCUCGGCUGGGCACUGGCUGGCUUCCUUAGCCUCCCGUCUCCCCGGCCAGCAGUGCCUUCUGCCCAUGCAGUGAUGGAAACAGGCUCCGAUGGGAAGUGCCUUCUACAAGCGUCUAGGCUGGAAUUGAAAAUUAGUCUCUGUUGUCAAGUCUACACC
Molecule: messenger RNA, 5686 nt
Organism: Talpa occidentalis (Iberian mole)
Lineage: Eukaryota; Metazoa; Chordata; Mammalia; Eulipotyphla; Talpidae
Gene: TOP3A
Product: DNA topoisomerase III alpha
Exons: 19
Coding region: 207-3227 (1006 amino acids)
Biological process (GO): DNA topological change
Cellular component (GO): chromosome; nucleus
Molecular function (GO): DNA binding; zinc ion binding; DNA topoisomerase type I (single strand cut, ATP-independent) activity
Source: RefSeq, a predicted model, not a curated record